UGCUACUGCUCCAUUCAUCCAGUGGAAAUGGAGCAAACAAGUAGAGUCAGUUAAACAUGUGAUGACAGAAAAAAACUGAAGGUUGAAAAGCAUGGCAAACUUCUCGGAAUGGACGAAAGGGAGUAACAUUUCACUCGAGUCUGAUUUUGAGCUCUGCGCCACGUUGAGAAGUUCUGGUUCCCGGGUCACACUCUAUGUCUUCAUCAUCGCUGGGAUCAUCUGCACUGUUGUUGGCAACUUCCUGGUGGUGCUCGCCAUUGCUUAUUUCAAACAGUUGCAGUCUACCACUAACUAUUUCGUAAUGUCUCUGGCUGUAGCUGACUUCCUGGUGGGGUUGGUGGUCAUGCCGUACAGUAUGGUUAGAACAGUGGAAGGAUGCUGGUAUUUUGGCCCUACCUUUUGCCACCUACACUCCAGCUUGGACGUGAUGCUCUGCACGGCAUCUAUAUUCCAUCUGAGCUGCAUCGCCUUUGACCGCUACUACGCUGUCUGCAACCCCCUGGUAUAUUCGUUUAAGAUGUCCCGUAAGCGUGUGGCUCUACUUAUUGUGGUUUGCUGGGCUGUGCCUUUACUGAUCUCCUUUGGCCCUAUCCUCCUUGGGCUGCACAAGCUUGGCGUGAACGUUCCUUUGCCUGAGAACAUGUGCGUUUUCUUCGUGAACCGCGUUUAUGCUGUCAUGGCCUCCCUUGUUGCGUUCUACCUGCCGAUGGUGACCAUGCUGGUGGCAUACUGGAAAAUAUUUAAAGCAGCCAAGCGGCAGGCUAUGCAGAUAAGUGCCAUGGAGGCACAGAUGGCCUCAGGUGUGGGCAAGGACUCAAGUAAGAAGCAAAAACACCGCAACUCAAUAAGGAGGGAAAGGAAAGCCGCCAAAACUCUGGGCAUCAUCAUGGGGGUUUUCCUUCUCUUCUGGCUCCCCUUCUUUACUGUCAAUAUCGUUGACCCUUUCAUUGAGUAUGGGACUGCUGGUGUGAUAUGGGAUGUGUUCCUGUGGUUGGGGUACAUCAAUUCCUCCCUAAACCCUUUUCUCUACGGUUUCUUCAACCGCUCUUUUCGUAGGGCUUUCCUCAUGAUCAUGGGCUUCAGAAUUUGUCUGCAUGGCUCAGUCCAAGGAACGGACCUCUCUCACUCGAAAAAAGAUGCCAAUGAGCGCACCGAGAACCAGUAGACCAUAGCAGCGGUUUGUUUGUAUUAGUAAUAUGUGCUGUCAAAAAUCCCAAGCUUGUUUCUGUGCUUAUCCAAGGUAUUCCUUGUUGUUUGUUGAACAAGUAUGAGGUGGCAACAAGACUGACCUACAAAUGGAGUAACUACACCAACACUAAAACAAAAAGAGAAAAAUGGCUUCAAAGUUUUUUGAUUGUCCAGCAAAGAUGUAUGGAGCGCAACACUGCCCGCAUAUUUUUUCAGCUGUCUUGGUUCUGGAAGUAUUUUCCCCAUUCAUUUCUUCCACAGGGGUUUCAUGAAAUCCUUACUCAAAAAAAAAAAAAAAAAAGUCCUAAGCUAUGAAUCAAACCAACCAGCUCUGAGGUAAAUCACAACUUUACUAGCUUUAAUUUGAAGCAAAAAAGCAUUUGACAGUUGGACAAAACAAAGCUACAAGACUUUGUGCUUAAUGAACUGCAAUCCUGUUAAGUAUUGCGAAUGACGUAAUCAAAUUAAAAACAAUGGUAAACUGUAAAACUAUUGAUUUAAAAUUGUUGGUUAUAAGUAUAGAAACAAUAUAUUGUAAUUGUAUUGCAAAAUAUUCAGAUAUUUGCAAAUAUACAAGAAGUUUGAGAGUGUAGGAAGACCAACUUGGUUGCGUCAUUCACAGUAUGUCAUGCGAGUGGGUGGUCGCUACAGUGCUUGUUUGGUGUGCUUUGUUAGCCAUAAUUCUCUGAUUGGUGAAGCAUCAGGAUCAUUCUUCAGGAUCAUGAGUAGCAUAGUUCUUUACCAGGAAUUAUGCUAUUAAACACAAUUUUUAAAAACUAAAGUUGUAAUAACACAAGGUGGCUUCAACAGAAGCAUACACCUUUGAUAAACAACAUCGGAGCUUACGGUAGGUCUGUCAUUAUGUCUGUCUAUGUUAGCGUUAAUAAUUAAUUCGUCACCGUAAAAAAUGAAUGGGAUUUUUACUUCCAGAACCUGACUGUUGUUCUCUAUUACAAAACAGUCUUAACUCUGUUUCUCUGAAUCUGAGUAUGGUCACAUCAUACACUAGGAGACCUGAUUUUGGUUUUACUGUAACAAAAUUUUGACAAAAUGUGUAGUUACUGCAUUUUGACUGCAAGGCAGAAGAGAAGCAUAAUACUGUUUACUUAAAGGGAUAAAAGGUAUCUCCUGUGUGCCCCAUUUUGAUUUCUAAACAAUACAACAACUUGUGUAAAAUGAUAAAACACAAACCUCAAUUUAGUAGUUUGCACUAAAAACACAGCAAGUGAUAAACUGCAUGAAAACAUUGUGCUUUGGUGUUGAACUUCCUGUAGAAAUAUGAAUGUUUUCUUCCAAUUAUUAGUGUUUACUCUGAAUA
Molecule: messenger RNA, 2506 nt
Organism: Myxocyprinus asiaticus (Chinese sucker)
Lineage: Eukaryota; Metazoa; Chordata; Actinopteri; Cypriniformes; Catostomidae
Product: 5-hydroxytryptamine receptor 4-like
Exons: 2
Coding region: 92-1165 (357 amino acids)
Biological process (GO): adenylate cyclase-activating adrenergic receptor signaling pathway
Cellular component (GO): membrane
Molecular function (GO): G protein-coupled receptor activity
Source: RefSeq, a predicted model, not a curated record